AUGGAUUCACAAUUUGAUUACCACGGAAACAGCACUAAAUUAUCUAAUGCUGAUGUAAUGAUUCAAGUUGGAGAAGAACCUGAUAUGAUGACAUUUUUGGCUCACUCUGACGUUUUACGAAAGAAAUCCCCAUACUUUCGUACUGCUUUGUCAAGUACAUGGGCCAAAAAAGAGGGUGAAAAUAUUAUACUGAAAAAACCCAAUAUAUCCCCUACGCUGAGCCAUCAUGAUGGUUCGGUAAUACUCGAUAUUCUGGUGGCUGCUGACGAAUUAUUGAUCGAGAAUGACCUUCUUUCAUAUAUUCAAAACCAUUUAAUACAUGAUAAAUCUAAAUGGUUGCAAAACCAUUUUGCCCUUGUUUUACACACCGUAUUUGAACAAGAUGCAUGUAAAGAACUACGCAUCUAUUGCAUGGAUAAAAUCUGUUGGGAUCCAAACGUUGUGUUCAAAUCUCCUGAAUUUUUAGACUUUGAUAGUUCAAUUUUGAUUCACAUACUUAAACAAGAUAACCUACAGAUAGAAGAAACUGAGAUUUGGGAUCACCUGAUUCGUUGGGGAAUCGCUCAAUCUUCUCCUUCGGAUCCGGAUAUGUCAAGAUGGUCCAAAGAUGACUUUCUUAACUUACAAGAAAUAUUAAAAGAUCUCAUUCCACUUAUUAGAUUUUCGGAAAUUUCUCACGAAUACUACGAUAAAAUUUUUCCAUUUAGAGAUAUUCUUCCUUUGACUUUAAAAAAUGAUUUAAUAACAUUUCUCGAUAGUAAAUGUCAUCCAAAUUCAAUAUUACUUCCCCGUUGCCCAAUAAUCUCUAUCAAUAGUAGUAUAAUCUCACCUCAACAAGCGUUAAAGAUUCCAGAAUGGAUUGAUCAAGUGCAAAAAAACUAUUAUGUACCUUUUUCACGUCUUCAAAGUUUCUUAUUUUCAUUUGGAAAUCGUGGAAAUAUCGACGAUGCUAAAUUGAGUAAAAUUCAACCUGGAAACGAAGCUAUUUAUGAUGACCCUUCUUUCGGUCCAUGUUUUGGAAAAACUGACUUAGAUAUGCGUAGACAAUUUAAUGAAAAAAAUAACUGUUCUGCUAAAAAACGAUGCUAUAAACAUAAUAUUAUUAAUUAUACCAAAUUCUCUGUAGAUGAUUACGAAGUUUUUCAGGUUUUUUGUCACUUGGUAAGCUCGAAAUAA
Cetraspora pellucida is the source of this 1176-nucleotide messenger RNA. The record is from the annotation of a GenBank genome assembly. NCBI's taxonomy places the organism in Eukaryota, Fungi, Glomeromycota, Glomeromycetes, Diversisporales, Gigasporaceae.